Molecule: messenger RNA, 4214 nt
Organism: Ixodes scapularis (black-legged tick)
Lineage: Eukaryota; Metazoa; Arthropoda; Arachnida; Ixodida; Ixodidae
Gene: PIG-Z
Product: GPI mannosyltransferase 4
Exons: 2
Coding region: 326-1999 (557 amino acids)
Biological process (GO): GPI anchor biosynthetic process
Cellular component (GO): endoplasmic reticulum membrane
Molecular function (GO): alpha-1,2-mannosyltransferase activity
Source: RefSeq, a predicted model, not a curated record
GAACUCGAACCUUGGCCGGUUCGCGACACCCCUAGUGCGGACGAAUGGUGCGGACCCGGACCGGUGUGGACCGUGUCGAUGGUUGUGUGUAGUAGACAAGUUAUGUGAACUCGCAAAAGAGUUGGGCCUUGCGUGACUUCGGGCAGUAUAAUUUUAGUCCAAAACACUAGAAAACGCAACAGGCCAAGUGUCACCAGUGAGAAACCACACAAAUGCGUGCGUCAGUUUCAGUCGUUGGACGAUCCGCGAGAGCGCACUUUUUCAAAGAGAAGGGUGGCGAAAGGUGACAAUUCCUGCCGUGCGAUUUUCUUCGCAAAGAAGCACGAUGCUGUUUUGGGGAAUUUUAUCUCUGCUCAGAGUGCUGCUGGUCUUCGUGCCGCAGUCGGGCUACAUACACCCCGACGAAUUCUUCCAGUCUACUGAAAUUGCUGCAGGUGACAUCUUUAAUUUGCAAGUCCAUCGCACUUGGGAAUUCACCAGCGACCAGCCCAUCCGCAGUCCGUCCGUCAUUUACCUCACAACUGGGGUGCCAAUAUGGCUGCUCAGUUCCGCCCUGCGACUACUGGCGCGGACGCCGGAUGUUCUCCCACCUCCUUACCUUUUGCUGGUCGUGCCACGGCUCUUUUCCUGCCUCGCAUCCUUCGUCUGCGACUACACAAUUCACCGCCUCUCCGUGGCCCUUGGAAAACGGAAGAAGGAUCGCCAUCUGUGCCUGUCUCUCUUUGCUAGUUCGUACGUCGCUGUCGUCUAUUACACUCGUACGUUCAACAACUCUGUCGAAUCGUGGUUGCUAGCACUCCUGCUGCUUUCCGUUGGGCUCGACCUCAAAGGCAGCGGUCGCAGAGGGAAGCAAGAGGCUCCAGUCCUGCGGAACUCUAUGUCCGUUUGCCUGCUCCUCGCCGUUGGCUUUUUCAACCGGCCAACAUUUGUUGUUUUCGCCCUCCCAGCGAUUUCCAUUUGGUUGCUGAAUGACGUCCACCUUUCAAAGGAGGGUGCAAGCGUCGUAUUGGGACGUCUCGCCAACUUCAUACCCAAGGUUUCGUUCUUCGCCAUGUUGCUGGCAGCCACAGACACCGUCUACUAUCAUCCUGAGGUGUUGUCCUUCGCUACUACUGACCAGUGGCUACGGUUCCCGCUAGUCCUGGCGCCCCUCAAUUUCCUUAGCUACAACCUGAACAACGCCAAUCUUCAGUCGCACGGUGAACAUCCGCGCUGGCUUCACUUUCUGGUGAACAUACCUCUGCUCUUCAACGCUGCUGGAAUCUUGGCGCUGUGGGCCUCAUUUCAAACCAUCCACUCAAAACUACGUCCAACCAGCACCAAGCCCAACACCUCCCAUGCCUUUCCAAGCUUCCUCGACAUAACGCUUGCUUCUACCGUCCUGGUAUCGACCAUCUGUCUGUCAACACUGCCACACCAGGAACCAAGGUUCCUCGUACCACUUCUGGUACCCGUUGUCCUCCUUUCCCAGCGAUACUUUCGAACCAGCCGUCUCUUGUCUGUUGCGUGGACUGCGGGCAACUUGGCAGGACUAGUCUUCUUCGGCUUCUUGCACCAGGGCGGUCUGGUACCGUGCCUCUUCAGGCUUCAGGACCACUUGGCAAGCCGAGGAUUGCAUCAGCACACCACUGUCUUCUUCAGGCACACAUACAUGCCACCGAGGCACCUCCUGACCUUGAAGCACAACCUUGACGUCAAGGUCAUUGACCUGAUGGGAGCUGGAACGUCCGCCGACCUGAUGGCACUACUCGCGAAGGCAGAAGGUCGUACCAAGGUCAUCGUGAUGCCCGUGGGAACAGAACAGGCAUCGCUCAGUCGGACACUUUCUCAUGCCAACGGAAGUCUGGAAGAGAUCUUCAGUUGCAGGCCCCACUUGAGCGCCGAAGACUUUCCCGACAUCCUGCACCUUAUGGAGACAUACAAGAGGAAAGGGUUCAAAGAAAUGGCAGGUGUGCUAAGCGAACAGCUGUCAUUGGGCGUCUUCAAGGUAGCUUUGUAGGCUAGAGUUACUGUGUGAAAAGUUACUGCUGUGAAAAGCGGAACUAUGCUCUGCUCUACACUUGCUCGGAGCACAAAGAGAGAUACAGGCAAAGUGUAAGUGACUAGAGAAGUAGUUCUCAACCACUGAUGUUUCGCAGACCCCCAUGGUUUGGCAAGGAUGAUGGAGGACCCCAUUCGGGGUGAGGGGAAGGGAGAGGUUUAUGCUAAUUAUGAUAAUGAUUUUUUAAAUGGACAUAGCUAAGGACUAGUGUGAAGUAGACUUUUCUCAUUGACAUACACACAAGAACGCUCACCCAAAAAUUGGAACAUUUCCGAGAACCACUGGACUGAGGAACUAGAUAUGCUCCGCUUGCAGAGCAGAGUAUCGUGAUGGUGUUUCAUAAUUUUUACCCCAAGUAUUGCAAAAGAUGCGAUGCACGUGACACGAGGUGGCAAUUCGUCGCACAACUGCCGAUGUGCGUCUACUGGGUCCCUCUGAAGCGUACACGCUGCACCGUCCACGUGUACACGACUGCUUUGUAACAGCACUUGCGUAAAAAAAAGAAUGCAAUGACACGUGUCUAAGUAGCACACACAACACCCAAAGGUCCAGGAAGCUUCCUGCUCGUCAGACUUCUGUGCAAGAUCUACAUUUUGCGAAUUCGGAGUGAAAAAUAUGUCCCGCUUUAUACCCAGCGCUCCACUGAGCCGCUUUCCCGCAGGCGCUUUGGGCAUAUUUGGUGCAUGUGACCCUUUCUUCGCCAACGAAAGCACCAACUCAGCGUGCCGACUUGUGUGACGAGCUACGAGCUAAUGGUACCAAUCAAGCAAUGCCAGGAGUGCAAGUCACUAAGCAUUUUCUGUUUAUGACCGGCUCAGCGACGAUAGAAUGCAUACAGAAAGGUGACAAACUCCACGAUGGUGCGCUCGUGACGACGUCCGAUCGGUCCCAUCAGCUCGUAGUGUCCACUGCAUCUGGACUUGAUGUGAAACUAAGUUUUAAGGGCUCAUACCCCCCCAGCCUUCCAUGUUCAACAUUGCUAGUGUGGAUGCUCGGUCUUUUGCCUGUUCCGCACUCUCGAGAGAAUCGCCACGUGGCCCGUUGAAAAACGCGGGUAAACAAAAGCACGCGUCCACGAUUCCGAAUCUGGCACCCCAGGCCAGUACUUGCAGGGUUUUGUCGUUCCAUGGUACGAGCUCCACAAAAAGCGAGGGAAUGCCGUCGACUGAACAUCCUCCAACCAACCACGAGCAAACCCCUAGAGGCGGUGGUGGCGGCGACCCGGGUGGGUUAUGCUAUGAUGCCCGGAAGGUAUCUCGGACUGGUGCGCUUAGUGUCCCUUUCCGCCCACGUGUCUGAAGCAGUCGCCAAAGUGGCAAGAAACGAUGCCGCGGACGUCGAAGUGUCGUGCCGUCGGAUGUCGCGAUCCUGGCAGUUGGCCGUGGAAGUUCCGGCAAAAAGCACGAGCCAACGCGAGUGUCGCCCUUCGUAGCGGAGUCCCAACUCCAGGCUGUUGAAGCUUCCGUGGACAUUCGAGCUGGAGAACGGCCUGGAACGUAACGGGCGUCUGCUGUGUCCAAAACCACCGCCGCGACACUGCCAGGAUCGCAGCCGGAGACGGCGCGACAUUUCUACUACGUCAACGGGCAGAAAUCGAAGGGAUUGCUCGUUCGGACGCGGUGAACACGCACCAAUCGGGGACUCCUGCCAGGCAACGUGGAUGUCUUUUCUUCCGUCCCCUUUCUUAUCCAAUCUCGUCUCUCAGUCGGCAGUGACAAGCAUGCACACGAAGCGCAGCUGUGAACCAAGUCGUUUUAAUGCGGAAUUGCAUUCUCACCGAAGUCCAACCGAUUUCGUAGUGAAGCGUUGCACGGCGGUUUCCAAGAACGUCGACGGUGGCCACUGUCAGAGGGGGUUGGCUGGCUGCCCAACGCUUGGGCUGCGAGCUUCGCCGGCCACGCGAGGCAGGUGUGAACAGAAACGGGAAAACAAAACCAAGAGACGAGGCAAGGACUCGGAGAAGCCCCGCGAAAGCUUCGUACAUAACGAGAGAAAAAGAAAGUGUCUAGAGGGAGGACGUGGCUACGUUGGACACGACGUUGUGCGUCUGAAAGGCCGAGACUGGAGUUGGUGCGUCAGCUGUGUUGCUCGUAGAACGAAAUUCUGCAUACGAUGGAUUGAUCGACAGAUCAAAAUAAAAAAUUUGUCUUAAUUCUGGGUGUACACAAAUCAA